Messenger RNA from Prorocentrum cordatum, 342 nucleotides. Lineage: Eukaryota; Dinophyceae; Prorocentrales; Prorocentraceae. The record is from the annotation of a GenBank genome assembly.
AUGCGGCAGCACCGCCGCCAGCGUCGUGCAGUCGACUGGGCCGGGGCCGCGCGCACGCACAAGCGCACGCCGAGCCAGACGAUCGCAGCGCGGCGGCCUCCGCUGCGGGACUGGCCCCAGGGGCUCCCGCAGCUCGGGGAGGCCGAGCGGCCGUCCCCCCCCGUGGCGGGCAGGGCCCGGGGCGAACGACGAGCUAAGCGGGCUCAGGCACCUCCGCGCCGCGGCCCGGAGCUUCCGAGCCCGCUUCAACAAGUUGCUCCGCAGCUGAUCUCAGCUUCGUGGAGCUCGACGGAGUUCCAAGGGUCGUCCGCCGGCGUGAGCUGCCCCGACGCGCCCUCGUGA